UUCCAAUCCAAGACCAUCAUAUUGUUUUCCAGAGCUUCGGACCGUUCCCGUUUGCCCUUUUCGAGCGAUUGCGGGGACAUCAGUCCUCCGGAAGCAAAAGCAUUCGUCUCCUCCCUGCCUCGUGAACACCUGUGACGAUUCUCGAACGAAUUGCAGCACAUACCGUCGAAGGAAUUCCCUUAUCAUACGAUGAUGAGUACCCAUGCCCCUGCGGUUGAUGACUUUGUCGAUCGUGUGCUCGACGUGAUAAACUGCGAGCCCGUUGAAACAGACAACUUCCUUCGUUCAGUUUUUUCCCAGUUCGGUGACGUGGAAUUUAUUGUAAGGUGGAGCAGCGCCGGUUUAAAGCACCACGCUUUCGUGGGUUUCCGAGAUCCUCAACCUGUUGCUGUGGUUGUGCACAAACAGCUUCCUCAAGCUCUUUCAAGAGGCUGGCGUCUUUCGCGCCUUAAUCCAGACUUAAGAGAGAGAGUAGCUAGUAUGGUUCCCCCCGGGACUGACACGUCCCCCGGAAUUCACCCCCCUCCUCCAAACGACUCUUUGGUUUCUCCGAGGCUUAGCAACCAAGAUAGAAUUAGAUCUCAUAGUCGUAGCCAGCUGCCAGUGAAUGGCUGGCAACCCGGCCCUCACUCUGAAGGACGGGCUGCGCCGAGGUCCAAUUGGGACCGCGACCCAGUUCGUAGAAGCUUCCCUUCCCCAGGUGAUGUGCCCCCCUAUGGCAGAACCAUGCCUCCUCCCAGUGAAUAUGAUCUUUAUGACGUUGGCCCCGUGAUGAGCGGACCACCGCUGGAUUUGGACCCUAUAAGAGGUGUACAUCAUGGUGAUCACAGAGUACGUGGUCGGUUCGAACGUAAUCGCUCCUUGUCGCCCCCUCCAGGCUGGGGUGGUCCAGCCACCCCUGACUGGGACCUUGCUAGGCCACUGUCACCCCGUUUGCGUGGCAGAAAUCGGUCUCCCCAGAGGCUUUCAUCCCAUUCUAUUCCUGGCCCUCCUCCCAGGCCGCCUUUUCCCCAUGAUCCUCGUGAUCAUGGUUUGCAUGUUGCCGAGAAAGGUCCCGCACCGGGUCCCUUCUACAAUCCCGAACACGAUCGUUGGCCCCGACGUCCUCCUUCACCUCAAUGGAUUGUACCCGGCCCCGGCGCCUUUGGCAUUCCGAAGCGCGCGCGGUCCAUGUCUCGUGAACGCCCAUCCCACCCUAAUCGACAGCCUCGUACGAGCGACGUUCGUAUGAGCACUGAGAAGGAUAGGCAUCGCAAGCACCAGCGUGAGGCUAGUCAAACCCAUCUCAAGUCCUCUAAUGAUACGGCCGCCGAUACUUCAGUCCCACGUGGGCGCUCUGUUUCUCCUGUGGGGCAGCGUGGUGUUUGGCCUCCUGCGGAUGCGCUUGGGCAAUCUGUGGACCCCAGGCAACCACUUAAUAACAAGUCGUCAGUCACAACAGUAUCAUCCCCGACCCCUCUGUCCGCUUCGGCAGAGUCUUUCUCGACCGCUCCCGUCCGUGAUAGCACAAGCUCAGUGUCAACCAUCCCUGCAGCUGUUGAAGCGACUCCAAUACAGCUUGGUCCUGCAGAAACAGCUGUUGAUUUGAUGAUGUCUCCCGGUUUCGAGCUGCCUUCUCACCCUGCUUCUCUCACCGAGAGGAUGAAGCAGGAAAAGGCCCCGAUGGAGGCUUACAUGGGUCUUGCCCAGGAAUAUGCCAAACACGACGUGAAUCUCGCUGAAUGGGUAUGUCUGUCGCCAUCUCGAUUUACUAUUGCUUAGAUGUUGUCUCUACUUAGGUUGCUAUGACAGGAAUUGAAUC
Messenger RNA from Cantharellus anzutake, 1801 nucleotides. RefSeq lists its product as uncharacterized. Gene Ontology annotation, molecular function: nucleic acid binding. Bases 190 to 1761 code for a protein of 523 amino acids. The transcript is spliced from 3 exons. The record is from RefSeq and is a predicted model, not a curated record. Lineage: Eukaryota; Fungi; Basidiomycota; Agaricomycetes; Cantharellales; Hydnaceae.